Molecule: messenger RNA, 4492 nt
Organism: Parasteatoda tepidariorum (common house spider)
Lineage: Eukaryota; Metazoa; Arthropoda; Arachnida; Araneae; Theridiidae
Source: RefSeq, a predicted model, not a curated record
UCCAAUUCAAAUCAAUAAAUCUGUCUUUCUACUUAGGAGGGAAAUAUUUCCGAAAGGUAUAUUUUACUGUUUAUAAUAUAUUUUUCGUAACAUCUCCGCAAUUUCCUGCCUCGCCAAGGUCAAUAUUGCUACUUCACAAUAGGUUUACCAUUCUUGCCUGAAUUAUUCACGCUAUUGUGAAAAUCUUCAUGUCUGAUUUACGUCUCUCAGCGUAUAGACUCCUUUGACAAUGUUUUACAACCGCAAAAUUUCCUACGUUAUAGUAUACCACCACAAAUAAACGUGAAUCUUUUGAAAAAUUCGUCUGAAUUUAUGAAUCCGAUAAAAAUUCCAGGUCCUUAAUCAUACGCAGGACAGCUACUAUUACAAAAACAAAAAUUAUUUUCUCAAAGUAAAAGUGUGAUGCACUACGACAUAAAUUUUAGUCGCUGAAUGUGGGGGAUAUAAAUAUUCGAAAUGAUUUAUUUUAUUAUUUUAAAAAUGCCUUAUUUUACUAUUUAUAAAGAAAUGCUUGUUUUGUUUAACGGUUUUAGUUUUGCCAUCUGAAUCAUGCUUUGAGAAAAAAGUUAAAACUGAUAUUAUCGUUGAGUCAUACUUUCCUCCCAGUUACAUUCAAAGAGGAAAUUCAUUGUUUAAACUAAGAAGAAUAUAAAAUGUUAUUUAGAUUCUUUGGAACAUGACUCCAACUGUUUUAAAACAAUUUCUAAAGCAGAUUUAAAAAUAAUUGCUCUUCUUUAAAAUGUAUACUCUAACUAAUAUUAUUGUACCAUGGACCCCUUGAAUUCGAAAAAAAUCGCGUAAUUAGAAUGUGCAGAUAAUCUAGAAUAAAUAUUUUUUUAAAAAUGACUUCAUAUAACUGCAAAUUGGCUAGGUUAUAUACAGUUCUAUUAUUAAUUGAUUAUCGACCCUAAAUCAGCUAUUUUCAAUACAGCCUAAGUAUUAAAUGAAACCAAGAGAGGAAUCAUGCGGAAUACAUGAAGGUGUACCAUGCUUCUGAAACUCAUGGCACUAGUAACUGCUUUAGUGCACAUGGUUUCAGCUCAGACUCGAGAGGGAAGUGUCCUCAAGCAAGGAGAGAAUGAAGACUCACAAAGUGUCAUCGUUACAGCUAGAUCAAGAGCUUUUCUUUCAUGCGAAAGUGGUGACAUGGUUGUGAAAGUCAAUUUCACGCAACCUUUUAGGGGACUCAUGUAUGCUCACAGAUCUCGAAAUUCACCAUGCAGGAUUCAUGGUACUGGAGGAAAUUAUUAUGAAUUGAGAAUUCCUCUGAAGGGUUGUGGCACGUGGCAGGAAUCUCCUAGAAUGUUUGUAAAUAAUAUCACCAUUCGAUUCCACCCUGCUUUAGAAUUAGAGGAGGAUGAGACGAAGACAGUUGUGUGUAGAUACCCGCCACCGCUCACUCCAUCCCCCGGUGGUAUACAAGUCAUCGACCCACCCACAAGCAUUCUCCCAACAACUACUCCGACUCGAGUAGGCACGGCUAGACUUUCCGAGGUCGAAAUCCUCAUCAUCAUAUGCCUCCUCCUUUUUCUCUCCCUCCUGAUCUUGGGCAUCGGCAUCGCAUACUUCUGCCUGAAACGGAGGAACAUCCGCAUCAUCCGCAAAAGCACCACCGCAGUAUCAUCCGCACCACCCUCACAAAUCACCAGGCUGAGCAGUUCUAACCUUUACCCACCCUCAUCCCUCUUAUCAUCCGUUCUUGGACACACGGUUCGAAUCCCUAGAGCAGUGCCCUACUCGGCUCCCGUUGGUAGAACUUCAGCUUUGUCCUCUCCUGAGCAUCAGUAUGAAGAUUAUCCCGCCAGUACAUCGACAGCUGAGACCUCCAGUGGAGAAAUCUCUGAGACAUCAGUAUCUUCGUCCUCUAGCGAAGAUCAGACCGAUGCUUCAAAAUACCUCUUGACUCGAAAGGGUUUUCCAAGAUCAAUUUUGUCCAUCCCUAAAGCUAUUCUGAGAAGGAAUGGAACAAAGCGGUGGAAAACCGAGGCGACUAUUCACCAGUACCAGUCAAAGUCUGAUGCUUCCACACAAAGUACCUCAGUCAAAAAGCCAGAGAUGGAAGAUCAGACCAUCACAACGAUGCUGGAACCAGAAAAUCACUUCGACGAUGAUUCCUUCUUCAUUGUCAAACGCCGAUUAUCUGACAUCCCUGAAAUCAAAACAUCUUUAGAGAGAACUGAAAGUGAAACGACGGGGUCACCACAAAAAGUUCCAGUGCCCGUAUAUGCGCAAGUUCACAAGCCAAAAAAAUCCCCUGUUGUGAAACGUACGGAGUCCGUUAAAAAGAGUGGUGAAUUUAAAGGCACACCGCCCAAACUGUCUGGCCCAGAAAGGAGGAUGAGACAAGUACAAACUGUGACACCAGAAGUAAUAAAGACCACCGAAGAAGUCACAAAAAAUACCACCAUGAUCACUUCUGUCAGAAGGGAGAUAGCAGAAACUAGGAUACUUGCUCCUUUGCAUGAAAAUCUGCGUAAAGAAAGAACAGACCCAAUGGAUCAACAGGAAAUUAGGCCUGAUUCAUUGGAAGUUUCAUCCAUGGAAUAUCAAUUAAAUGGUAACAAGUCAGAGACAUCUACCUUGAUAUCCAACGUACCGAAAUUAGAUGUUGCGAAAGAAUCUAAAAGUUUACUCAUCCGAGAUGUGGCAGACAUAUAUCUGACAACAACUGUGGAGACUGAAUUAACCGAACAAACUACCACAGUUUCAAGAGAUAUUUUCGGUCACCACGUAAAAAAUGAUGAAAAGCAACCAGAUCAACCUCCUUUAGACAAAAAUAAAGAACAAAAACCACCAAAACUUACCAGUGUAACUAACCAGUGGAAUGUUGUAAUUCGCCAGAAGGAGCCUCCUGUGCAAAACGUGAAUUUAUUCGACUCUAAUCUAGAUGCAAGUAGUGAGAGUAAUGCUGAAAGCUCUGAUGAGCCAACGUCAGAAGUAAAGCCGAAAUUCGAUGUUAAAAUCAGGACCAUUCUUCCAGAGAAAUUAAAGCCAAAGACAUUUGAUGGAAUGAUAAACAUUCCACCAUUGGAGAUGCCAGCAACAGUAAACAUGCUGAAAGAAGCUCUCAUGCCAAAGAAACCAGAGACAGAUAAAAAUGUACUCCCUAAGGAGCCAUCAACGACAGAAGAGAAAAAAGAAUGGUAUGAUGAAGAUAAGUCGAAUAUUCCUCAAAGAACUGUCAGAUGGAUGGAUGACGUAAAAGCUACCAAAAAUUCAACUGUUAGUAGUUCAGAUAGUUUCCAAUCAGCCGAAUCUCUUCGAGAACGAUCAUCAUCAGAAGUUUUGGAAGUAGCUCCAACACUGCCGAGUCAACAAAAACCAUCCAGUCAUCCUGUAUUAGAAAGAUCUAGUUCAGAAAUCACAACAUCACCAGAUGAUCAAGUGAGAUGGGUAGGAGGUGUAGUACCCGUGUUAGAAUCUUUAUCGCCAGAAUUUCUUGCCAACAUUCCAGUUGUCAUACAGGGAGGUUUCUUUAACAGACAGAAAACUAAUGAUAAAGAUUAAGUGUGAAUUAUUUCAUCCUCUAUCAACACUGCCAGACUGUUUACGUUGUUUUCCCUUUAUGGAGUCUCAGUGCAAUUAAAGUGUCUUGAAACAAUGUUUAUUAAAUAAAUAAUCCCAAGAAACUGAAGCGGUAAGAUAUCACUUGAUUAAAAACUUUAUUCGCUUCAAAAAUAUAUAAAUUGGAAAUCAUAGUCAAAAUCUUUCAAGCGCUCAUUUUUAAGACUUGCCAGACGUGAACUGUUUAUUGAUAUACAACAUACAUUUGCAGGCUUGCGUGCCCAAUUAAGGCUUAUAAACCUUUGUCAAGUAGAAGAACAGAUAGCACAAUAUAGAGGACAUCACAAAGAAUACAUUCAGAGUUACGGUGGGAUUCGAACCCGCCACCUCCACGCUUAACAGAGCGUUUGGCGGGCGAUACCGAUCGGCCAGGGAGGUCCCUCCUGACGUGAAUGAGAAGAAAGAGUGAUUUUAUAUAAUAACGUUAAAUUGCCAACGAAAAAUGGAAAAAAUAAAGGUGAGAAACAAAACUAGGAAAAAAAAACACAGUAGCCUAGAGAGAAGCUAGCAGGCACUUUAUUUACGUCGCACUAAAGCUAUAACUAUUGGCGACGGUUUGGGAAAUAUCCCUGGGGAUGCCCAAAAGACACAUCAUCACAAUUUUGAUCCUCUGCACAGGGGAUCUCAUUCGUGAGAUCACUUCCUCAGUUUAGACAUCAGCAUGAAGGGACAGGCAAUUUUCUCCAGAUUCCUGAACCCAUGGUACUGCUUAGCGACCGACCACAGGUCUUUCGAUUCCACAGAUUUUACGAGUAAGUAUACCGCAUGCACUCGGUGGAUCUUAGUGGAGUUGAGGAUCGAACCCUUCCGGCCAUCACAAUCCUCUGAAAAGGUGAUCUCAUUUGUGAGAGACAGUUUAGACAUUGAUAUGAAGGGUCAGAAUCCGAUUUUCUUACCACUGAGCUACCAUGGUUGUCGCCGUGAGAGG